Messenger RNA from Trypanosoma rangeli, 933 nucleotides. Its product is annotated as putative dynein heavy chain. The coding region runs from base 1 to 933 and encodes 310 amino acids. The record is from RefSeq and is a predicted model, not a curated record. Lineage: Eukaryota; Euglenozoa; Kinetoplastea; Trypanosomatida; Trypanosomatidae. The transcript has a single exon.
AUGAGACAGUUGGAUCAUCUGGAUAACCUUGAGCAGUGCCAGAACGAGUGGCGACUCAAGACCAAGAAUUGCCACAGCGAAGCUAUUUCUAGAGAUCCACAGAGGCUGAACUCUCCCCAUUCCUUGCGUGCAUACGCAACAUGUGGCAUCGUUCCCCCCACAGCUCUAGGGGCACCCACCCUGCGUCAGCAACUUGAAGAGGGAGUGGACGGUGCAUCUUGCGUUGACCGAAGCGAUCCCACUGGCAUCACAACUCAGGACGCACUGAAUGCAUGCAAUGAGGCGGGGUUUCCCACAGGCUCUACGCAGCAAAAAAUGCGGGUCAAUGAAAAUUUUAUGCAUCACGUGGAUAACCGUAAAGAUGUGCUGCUCCGGGCGGAGAUCCGUCGUCAGCUGAUUGCGGAGGAGGUCUUUGAGCGGCGACGGAGGGCGCACGUUGAGGGUAACAGUGUGCUCAGCUCGUUUCGUUGUGAAUUGAGCUCUCCGGAUUCAGCUGAGCACGGGGUCUUCCCAGUCUCGUCGCCGACCAACAAGAACACGGUUGCUGCCGAGCGGUGGGCUGCGCAUCCCAGGAGCGACACCGCGAUGACCUCAAUACAACAACAACGACCGGAAGCAAAAGAACCAGCACGAAGACUGCUGGAGCGAGGAGUCUUGGGCGGUUCUUCAGCUGAUACCGUACCUGAUGGAACUGUUGUACAGGGUGCCCCGGUAGAGACGGUGGCAGAAGAUGAUCACCCAUCGAAGAGAGCGAUGACAAACACAGCGGCGGACACAGCUGUCAAGGCGAGGGAGGCACCAUUACACGAGGAUGACGCACCACCAGCACCCCCCAUUUCUCCCCGUGAACAGGGGGAGGUGUUUUACUACUAUUGCGCAAAUGCCACCGUUGCUGGACGGAUUUUAGAGUGUCGUGAACAGAGUCUCUCUUGA